AUGACUUCUCCGGAGCUGGAAAGCCGAAAUGUCGCGUUAUCUGUGAGAAAGUCAGUGGAAAAUUUAGUAGUAUCCUCUCAAGAUGCAAUAGGCCAGAGUAUUAGUCAAGCACUUAGCUUUUCAGGAAUAAGCAACAGUCAAGUACAAGAAACGAGAAACUUGUCACGUUCACCUUCGCCGUCGUUGCGACUCACCGAGUGCAGGGAGAAUUAUGAAAAUGAUAAUGAUGGGAAGAGUGACACAUCCGUCACGGUGUCGAGCGGCGCCGCUGGUGACGUAUCGGCCGGUGUCGAUGUGGCGCUGGUCGCUUCACUCAAACCAGAAUUUAACAAGCAGCUUUCAAAUCCCGGAUCGCGUAGUUCGGACGGCAGCGGUCGCGCCAAGAAGAAAAGUUGGUACAAUUCUCUUUACCCCACAUACAAGACGAAGUCAGAAGACUUCAAGCGACUGUUUAAGGAUCUACCAGACGACGAGAGGCUCAUAGUAGAUUACUCCUGCGCUAUACAACGCGACAUCCUCGCCCACGGGCGUCUGUACGCGUCGCAGAGCUACCUGUGCUUCUACGCUAAUAUCUUCGGCUGGGAAACCUCGAUGACGCUCCGGUGGAAAGACGUCACCGCCAUCACUAAGGAGAAGACUGCACUCGUCAUACCCAACGCGAUACUAGUGUGCACCGAAAGUGAGAAGAAUUUCCUCACGUCAUUCUCCGGUCGGGACAAAGCUUAUUUGAUGCUGUUUCGGAUUUGGCAGAAUGCGCUGAUGGACCAACCUAUGACUACCAACGAGAUCUGGCAAUGGGUGCACACCUGCUACGGGCAGGAGUUGGGCUUCGAUUCUGACGACGAAGGAUACACUCGCGAAACGGACGACGCGCCGCAGCUACCUGACACGUCGGAGGAAGCAGUGGAUGCGUCGUCUAUUGAGCAAGAUGGUCGAGAAGGUCGAGACACGAGAGGGAUAUCACCGCCCCUGCUAAAUGGCGACGGUGACAUGGUGGGCGUAGACCGAGAUCGGGAAGCGGACACUUUACCCACGGACAUGUCGGAUACUAGCGAGAGUGAACCGGAUCGGCAACACAAUAAUACCGAGGACUUAUCGUGCACGUCUCCGCACGAGGGUAAAGUGUUGCUCCAAGGCGCGUACCCCUUCAACAUUGACCAACUCUUCACCAUGAUAUUUACCAACUCGCGCUUCCACUUGGAACUGUUGGCAUUGAGGGGAGCGUCUGAUUACGUACAGGCCCCAUGGCGGCGACAGAACGGCGUUAAGUGUCGCCAAGUGAGCUAUAGGUUGAGCCUCACUUCUGGGCCUAUAGGCCCCAAGGAGGUGCACGUCAGUGAGACGCAGACAAUGAACAAAUGCUCGAAGCCCGGUUACCUGUACUCAAUCAAUUGCUCGAGCGAGAACUCUGGCAUCCCCUACGCAGACUACUUCAGCGUGGAGGCGCACUACUGCCUGCAGCGCUCCUCGGACACGGUCACGCAGCUCACCUUGUACGGCUGGGUCAACUACAAGAAGAGCAUGUGGCCCAUGGUUAAAGCCUUUCUAGAGAAGAACACGAUGAACGGUUUGGAGGAGUUCUCGCGAAUGCUUGAAAGCCAGUUGCGAGCGCAACUCGCGCCCGCUGCGCCGGCAGCACGAAUCAGGAGGCGGAGACGCCAUGACGUAACGUCGUCUCCCCUGUCGCCCGUGGUGUCGAGCACCGUGCCCUUGUCCAACGCUCUGCCCGUUCGCCAAGCCGCGCCCUCCCGCUCCGUUCCGUGGUUGUUGGCGGCCUUGGUGAUGUUGCUGGCCAUCAACGCGCUGCUCUACUGGAAUCUGUACUACGCGGAUAGGAGAAUCGACUUUGACGACUUGCAAACUAGGUUAAGCUCGGCGCGGACCUCACAGACCGCAGAAUGGUCAGCCCAACUGGCCAGGCACACCCUGCGGCAACGACACCAGUUGCUGGCGUGGCGAGACGCGCUCUCCAGGACCGUCGCACAUCUAACUCAGACCGAGCAAGCGCUGUCCAAGCUGUUGGAAACAAUCAAACCGGUCCUGGAGAAAGCUGAAGGUGAUGAUCAGACACACAAGGAACUCUAA
Messenger RNA from Leptosia nina, 2085 nucleotides. The record is from the annotation of a GenBank genome assembly. NCBI's taxonomy places the organism in Eukaryota, Metazoa, Arthropoda, Insecta, Lepidoptera, Pieridae.